Messenger RNA from Amborella trichopoda, 2123 nucleotides. RefSeq names its product fumarate hydratase 1, mitochondrial. Lineage: Eukaryota; Viridiplantae; Streptophyta; Magnoliopsida; Amborellales; Amborellaceae. Gene Ontology annotation, cellular component: mitochondrion. Gene Ontology annotation, biological process: fumarate metabolic process; malate metabolic process; tricarboxylic acid cycle. Gene Ontology annotation, molecular function: fumarate hydratase activity. The record is from RefSeq and is a predicted model, not a curated record.
AAAAGUGUUUCGUAAACGUUUGAUGCUGCGACAUAGAUCCCACGUUUGGGGGUCUACAGAGUAAACGUUCAUUUUUAGCUGGCUAUUAUUUGUUAUUGCUGAUUAUUCGUUGGUCCGCGCGCCUGUGCAGUAUAAAAACAACGUCUCAUUUCUUCCAACUUUUACGCCUCCGUUAAAAAUCAUCACCAAAAAUUUGCCCUAGCUUUGGAUCCGAAUCUCAUAUGCACAGGUGAUUCUUCGUGAUGACGAUGCUUUCAUCAACACGACGCAUUCCACACCAGCUGCUUGCAGGUCCCCUAGUGGGCCUUUUGCGUUCCACAUAUAGCAGAUUGAUUUCAUCUUUCAGAGAGGAGAAAGACACAUUUGGCUCAAUUCUUGUUCCAGCAGACAAACUUUGGGGCGCUCAAACUCAAAGGUCAUUGCAGAAUUUUGAUAUUGGUGGCGAGUGCGAACAGAUGCCUGAACCCAUAAUCCGUGCUUUUGGCGUCCUUAAGAAGUGCUCUGCCAAGGUUAACAUGGAGUAUGGUCUUGAUCCAUCUAUUGGAAAAGCAAUAAUGCAAGCUGCCCAAGAAGUUGCAGAUGGUCAGCUUAAUGACCAUUUCCCACUUGUUAUAUGGCAAACUGGUAGUGGGACUCAAAGUAACAUGAAUGCGAAUGAGGUGAUUGCAAACAGGGCAGCUGAAAUUCUUGGCAAAAAGCGUGGUGAAAAGUUUGUCCAUCCAAAUGACCAUGUCAAUAGGUCACAGUCCUCAAAUGACACUUUCCCAACUGUCAUGCACAUAGCUGCAGCAGUUGAAACGAAUUCAAGGUUUAUACCAAGCUUGAAACAGUUACAUGCUUCACUUGAUGCCAAGACCAUUGAGUUCAAGGACAUCAUAAAGAUUGGACGCACUCAUACUCAAGAUGCCACACCCUUAACUUUAGGCCAAGAGUUUAGUGGCUAUUCAACCCAAGUGUUUUAUGGAAUCGAGCGUGUUAAAAACACCCUGCCCCACAUUUAUCAGUUAGCACAGGGCGGGACUGCAGUAGGUACUGGCCUAAAUACUAAAAAAGGGUUUGAUGUCAAGAUUGCUGCUGCAGUAGCUGAAGAAACGAACUUACCGUUUGUGACAGCUCAAAACAAGUUUGAAGCCUUGGCUGCACAUGACGCUUUUGUUGAAACAAGUGGAGCUCUAAAUACUGUUGCUACUUCUCUCAUGAAGAUAGGAAAUGAUAUACGGCUACUAGGAAGUGGACCUCGUUGCGGGCUUGGUGAACUCAUCCUACCUGAAAAUGAACCGGGCAGCAGCAUUAUGCCUGGAAAGGUCAACCCUACUCAGUGUGAAGCCCUUACUAUGGUCUGUGCUCAGGUUAUGGGAAAUCAUGUGGCCAUAACAGUAGGUGGCUCAAAUGGUCAUUUUGAGCUCAAUGUAUACAAACCAAUGAUUGCAAGUAAUCUUCUACGGUCGCUGAGACUACUUGCUGAUGCAUCGAUUUCAUUUGAGAAGAACUGUGUGAGAGGAAUCCAGGCUAAUCGUCAAAGGAUUUCAAAACUCCUACAUGAGUCCCUAAUGCUUGUUACAUCUCUGAAUCCUAAAAUCGGAUACGAUAAUGCUGCCGCUGUAGCCAAGAAAGCCCAUAGAGAGGGAACUACUCUUAAGGACGCGGCGUUGAGCCUUGGGGUUCUCUCCUCACAAGAGUUUGAUGAGCUCGUUGUACCCAAUAAAAUGAUUGGCCCCUCUGAUUGAUGCAGGGCAAAAGGCACCAAUUCCAAUUUAUUUGCCUAUUUCCUGGGCAAAUUGCUCAGGACUUGAACAUUAUUUUAACAUAACCCCACCCCAUGAAUAUGGUGCCAAAUGAGUCCCAACAUAAAAAAUAAGAGUUUUGUGUCUUAUUUUUUUGUAGCCUCCUCAUCCAUUGUAUUUUUGGUUACUUUUUCGAGUUAUAGAACCUCUUUAAUGGAGGUCAUAUCAGGAGUAAGGGGAUGAGUGGAGGCAUUUGAUUAUGAAUUCUGAGAUCGAUCCAUACUGCAAGCGAGAACUAGCCUUGCCUUUCUCAUCAAUUGAUUGUAUUUUUUCCGUUGUGCAAUAGACAAGAUUUUAGUAGUAAUAAAGAAAAUAAGGGGCUAUGCUAUUUUAUGUUUC